Molecule: messenger RNA, 2887 nt
Organism: Prorocentrum cordatum
Lineage: Eukaryota; Dinophyceae; Prorocentrales; Prorocentraceae
Source: the annotation of a GenBank genome assembly
GAUGGCGCUGGAGAUGUGCCCAUCACGCGAGCUGCCGACCAGGCGGACACACAUCUACACGGACGGCAGCUACAACGGCAUCCCACAUACAGCCGCCUGGGCAGUCGUCAUUGUCGACGAGUACGACGACGGGCGCAACUUACGAGGCCCGUUCGGCUUUCGGGGUUUCAUUGCUGGCAAGGUCACCGAAACCCUAGACGACAUGGCAAACAACGAGAAGGUGACGGCAUACACAGCUGAGCUCACGGCAGUACUCUGGGCACUGAUGUGGGCCCUCGGUCAAGACACCGACGCGCCCAUCGAGAUCACGCCUGACGCCCUCAACGUCAUCAACCUGGCCAAAGGCGAAGCCCAAUGCCACGUACAUCCGAGGUUGGGGGCCGUCAUUCGCACACUUGCAGGCCUCCUCCAGCAAGCCCGACCUACCCAGUGGCACCAUAUUAACUCGCACAUCGGGCACCCUUGGAACGAGCUCGCAGAUGGGAUAGCAGAUCAAGCCUCGGCCAGCGACCUGAUGGACCCGAACAUUGCAGCUGUACAGGCGAUCGCCCACAACAAGUUCCUUUCCUGGGAAUGGCUGCGAUCAGAGCCAGAUGCGGUCAAGGCCGCAUACCCGCCCCUGCGGAACAAAGACUUCAUCAUCGAGGCCACCCAGCCGCAGGCAGCCCCAGGAGCGAUCCAGAGGCCCAUCAGCACCACCACCAUCAAGGCCGACCUCAACGUGAAUUUGUGCACCUACAACUGCAGAUCACUCAAGGCUACCGUUAACUUCAAGUCGGGCAAAGGCAAGGCGGCCGGCAAAAGCAAGCAGAGCCUCUCCAAGGUCACGCACCUAGCAGCACAGUUUGCUGACAUGGGCCUGCACGUCGUCGCCCUGCAGGAGACGCAGAGCGAAGGAGACGUCCGCAAUGUAGGUGAAUACGUUUGCUACUCAUCAGGCCACACGCAGCAGAACAGAGGAUGCGACAUCUGGCUCAACGUCUCCCAACCUAUCAGCGCGAGUGGGGCAGCGAAGUACCUAAGUGCCAAAGACACCCUCGUCCUCCACCAGCACGACAGGCUCUUGAUCAUCAAGACCCGAGUUGCAGGCACAGAUACGGUUAUCGCAUCCGCAUACGCACCCCACGAAGACUCCCACGCGGCGGAGAAGAGAGAAUUCUGGGAGUCUGCUCAGCGAUUGUCUGACAAGUACCGAGUGGACAUCUUCAUGGGGGACCUGAACGGGCGUCUUGGCGACUACGAGUCCCCAGGAGUUGGCGCCAGUGGGUACCCAGAAGCGACCAACGGCAAUGGCAAGCACAUCAUCAGCUUCGCUGCCGACACCAACAUGGAGGUCAUCAACACCACGAGGGAUCCAGGCAACAACUCAUAUACGCACGUCGGAUCGAAGGGGCAGCACCACAGGAUAGACUACAUCCUGCUGAGCUCCUCGAUCGCCCCGUACGUCGCGAGCUGCAGCACGGAGCCAGGUCUGGACCGAGGCACAGCUGCACAAUACCACAUACCAGUACUAGCCACCCUCAAGUGGGCCGUCUGCAAGACCACCAAGGCCUCAGGACCGAGGCCCGACCUGACCAACUUGAACAAUGACGUCGCCAAGGCCAGCUUCAAGGAGAUUCUCAAGCAGGCCCCGAUCAUCCCCUGGGAGGUGGACGUCAACACCCACUGCGAGGAGGCCAUCAGGGUCGUCAACGACGCGGCCAUCCAGGCCUUCGGCAAGGCCUCCAAGGCAACGAGGAAGCCCUACGUCACCAAGACUACCAUGGGCCUGAUCCGAGCCAGGUCUGGGCCUAUAGUUGCCGCGGCCGUCGAGAAGGACCGAAGCGCAUUCCUCAGUCGGCUUGCCUCGACAGCGUCCUCCGCCUCCGCCGCGAACGACGCUGCGGUCCAGUGGAAGGCUUACCGCGACCUACUAAGGUAUGGAGGGAGGAAGGCGAAAUUCCCAGCAGGAAAGCCUAUGCGGCUCGACAAGGAUGGAGAGGUGAUCCACAACUCCCAGGAAAUGGCGGACCAGGAGCUUAACCAUUUCGCGAAGAUACAGGCGGGGAAGAUCGUGACAGCGGAUGAUCUUGCUAACAAGUACAAUCACGACAGCAAGAUCAGGCCCUUCGACGGCAUGCUGGAUCUCUCCAUGGCGAUGCCCCUAGCCGUCUGCCAGGCCCAGUUCGCCGCGGCCAAGGCUGGGACGCAAGGAGGCCCCGACGGGCUCACGAACGCUGUCCUCAGGGCGGCCCCCACAGAGGCAGCGAGGCUACUGCACCCCCUCUUCACCAAGGUGGCGACCACCGUGAGAGAGCCGCUGAGCUUCAAGGGUGGAGACCUGGUCGCAAUUCCCAAAGGAAAAGGCGACCCAAGGUACCUCCAAGCCUACCGCGAGAUCCUCUUGAACAACGUCCUGGGCAAGCACCACCACAAAUACCUAAGGACCAUGCUCAACACUACCCUCGCCAUAGCGCUGGAGGACAUCCAGGUUGGCGGCCGGCCCAAGCGAGGGGCGGACAUGGCGGUCCUCGCAGCACGCCUCUUCACAGAGAGAAGUCAGGCCCAAGGGAAGUGCUCCAUGAUAAGCUGCUACGACUUAAAGGAGGCCUUCUAUUCGGUUGUAGUCCAGCUGGUUCAUGGCAUCCCAGGAGAAGAGGACGAAGUCCAGGAGGUGCUAGAGAACCUCGAGCACCUCAUGGCCAACCCAGGGAUACUCGACACAGUGUUGGACGGCUCCCACUUGGCUGCCCUCAUUGCAGAAGGAUAUCGCAACAGGUGGACAUCACACAGGUUCUCCCAGAACCUUAUGGCGCCGCACAAGGGCACGAGGCCUGGCGUGCCCCUGGCCGACGCGGACUUCAAUCUGCUAUUCGGCCGAGUCCACCGCAUGAUUGACAGCUACCUU